This is a messenger RNA of Loxodonta africana (African savanna elephant), 3312 nucleotides long. RefSeq names its product glypican 5 (gene GPC5). The record is from RefSeq and is a predicted model, not a curated record. Gene Ontology annotation, cellular component: extracellular region; plasma membrane; cell surface. Lineage: Eukaryota; Metazoa; Chordata; Mammalia; Proboscidea; Elephantidae. Gene Ontology annotation, biological process: cell migration; positive regulation of canonical Wnt signaling pathway; regulation of protein localization to membrane. The transcript has 7 exons. The coding region runs from base 297 to 1901 and encodes 534 amino acids.
UCGCGCGCUUGGGCAUCUCCAGCCGGUCUUUUCCCGCCACGCAGCUCCAACUGGCCUCAGCUGGGGCGCGAGACCUGGCGGCGCUGAGCCGAGGACUCUCGUGCCUUGGCCUCCGGGCUGCUCCGGAGAAAGCGCAGUCAUCCCAGGUGAAGCCGGUGCCAGACCGCGGUCCCGAAACGCCGGCCGCCAGAGCGCACCCUUUUUGCAACCUCGGCUGCCGCGUGUUUUCCCCGCUUGCAGCGCAGUGCGCGGGGAGAGUGGGGUCCACCGCGGGGAAAGGGGCGAGCGGAACCCCGAUGAUGGACGGAAAGACCUGGCGCGUGGGCUUUGGCUGCCUCCUCCUUCUGGCCCUCGUGGGGUCUACCCGGAGCGAAGGCGGGCGGAGCUGCCAAGAAGUUCGGAAACUUUUCCAGUGGCGGCAUCUGGGGGCUGUCAAGGGGCUGCCCGAUUCGCCGCGGGCAGGACCUGACCUUCAGGUUUGCGUAUCCAGAAACCCCACAUGUUGUACCAAGAAGAUGGAGGAACGUUAUCAGAUUGCAGCUCGCCAAGAUACGCAGCAGGUGCUUCAAACAUCCAGCUCUACGUUAAAGUUUCUAAUAUCUCGAAAUGCAGCCGCUUUUCAAGAAACGCUUGAAACUCUCAUCAGACAAGCAGAAAAUUACACUAGUAUACUUUUUUGCAACACCUACAGGAACAUGGCCUUAGAAGCUGCUGCUUCAGUUCAGGAGUUCUUCACCGAUGUAGGCCUCUUUUUAUUCGGUGCAGAUGUUAAUCCUGAAGAAUUUGUGAACAGAUUCUUUGACAGUCUUUUCCCUCUGGUUUACAACCAUCUGAUUAACCCUGGCGUGACUGGCAGUUCCGUGGAGUAUUCAGAAUGCAUCCGUAUGGCCCGCCAGGACAUUAGCCCAUUUGGUAACAUUCCCAAAAGAGUAAUGGGGCAGAUGGGAAGGUCACUGCUGCCCAGCCGCACAUUCCUGCAGGCACUCAAUCUAGGCAUUGAAGUCAUCAAUACCACAGACCAUCUGCAGUUCUCCAAAGAGUGCAGCCGAGCCCUUCUGAAAAUGCAGUACUGCCCUCACUGCCAGGGCCUGACUCUCAGUAAGCCUUGUAUGGGGUACUGCCUCAAUGUCAUGAGAGGCUGCUUGGCGCACAUGGCAGAGCUUAAUCCACACUGGCAUGCAUACAUCCGGUCAUUGGAAGAGCUAUCAGACGCGAUGCACGGAACGUAUGACAUUGAACACGUGCUCCUGAACUUCCACUUGCUUGUCAGUGAUGCUGUAAUGCAUGCUCACCUCAACGGGCAGAAAUUGUCUGAACAGGUAAACAAGAUUUGUGGCCAUCCAGUGAGAAAACCGACACAAAGCCCCCAUUGUUCUUUUGACUGGAGCAAAGAGAAGCAUGGAAUGAAGAUCCCUGUAAGAAACGGUGAAGAGACACUUGCCAACAGAAGAAAAGAAUUUAUCAACAGCCUUCGACUGUUCAGGACAUUCUAUGGAGGCCUGGCAGAUCAGCUUUGUGUUAAUGAAUUAGCUGCUGCUGACGGACUACCCUGCUGGAACGGAGAAGAUAUAGUGAAAAGUUAUACUCAGCGUGUGGCUGGAAAUGGAAUCAAAGCCCAGUCUGGAAAUCCUGAAGUGAAAGUCAAAGGAACUGAUCCUGUGAUUAAUCAGAUUAUUGAUAAACUGAAGCACAUUAUCCAGUUGUUACAGGGUAGGUCAACACCCAAACCUGAAAAGUGGGAGCUUCUCCAGCCGGGCAGCGGUGGUGGCAUGGUUGAACAAGUCAGCGGAGACUGUGAUGAUGAAGAUGGCUGUGGGGGAUCAGGAAGUGGAGAAGUCAAGAGGACGCUGAAAAUCACAGACUGUAAGUCUAUGAUUCUAAUACUAAUUUUAAAGUGUUGAUUGUAAAAUAUAAUUAAGGACAAUUAUCAUGGUGUAAAGAAAUAAUGACAAUGAAUUCAGAAGCAGGCAAGAGGAACUGGAAAAGGCAAAGAACUUACUUUUAGAUACUCAAGAUGUGCAUUUAUGUGUUUUUUUGUUUGUUUUUAUCUAAUGGCUUUAAGUGGAAAUGUCACUUUUCACUGUAAAAAACUGAGAUCUUUACUUCUGAGAGAAUGGUCUGAGAAUGAUAAAGUCUUUAAAAAGGGAUAAUUCUUAGGGCAUGAGAAUAACUAGUACUGUGAGUACUCAGUGUGUAUUGAUAAAUAAUGUGAAAUCAAGAUGGAUAAGUCCUAUGAAAUAAUCAGUUCUGUAUUUUUUUAUAUUAUCAUGCCAUUGUGUAAAGAAGAUUGUAGUUUAUAAAAUUUUUAUCGUAGUCAAAUUGAAAAGGAAUUGGUUAAAUAUGUAUGUUGUUAAUUAUGGUGAAAAACUAUGCUUGAAUUUAUCUCUUAAGAAUCUGCUUUUCCAAAAAAAUUUCACCUAUUAAUCAGGUACAUUUGAUUGUGUGAUCUUGAAAAGCUUCUCUGGCAUUGCUGAACUAGUCACUACCCCAGAAAACAGAAAGGCCAAAUAACAACAAAAAAUCACAAAAUGGAUUUCUUUCCUUGUCUUCACAUACAAGAUGAGGAAUACAGGUUCUCCAGCCUCCACUGCUAUGUGCAUGUAUUUACUUACAGGGGAAGGAGAACCAACCUAUCAGUUGAGAAGGGAGUGUGAGAAUUCGCUAUAUAUCCAGAACAGCUGGCUUUAAAUUUUAUUUAGCUGAGGCUGUUCAAAGGUUAAAGUAAUCUUCUGGAACCCUGGCUGACCUAGUAUUAGCAGGGUGGUCUGAUAAUCUCCCUCUAAAUCACACAAGGCUCCUUUGGACCUAUUUGAUGUGCCCAUUUAUGAGUUUGGUGGAAGAAGAAUUUGUUUACUUUUCAGCUGUCUUGUAGUGAAUGAAAACUGCUACAAAUUGAUGCCUCAAGCAGCAAUACCUCACUUUUUCUAGGACCCAGUUUGAUAAGGCAAAUGUAUUAGUUAAAGGGACGGAAGCCAAAAGAGAUGAAAAAAUUAACAUAAAGUAUAUUUUUACAUUGAGACAGAAUAAUAACUUUUAUUUAACAUAAAGGGUAAAUAGAUGGGAAUUAAUUUCUGGAGCAACAAUUGAACAAAGAGCCACAGAAAUCAUUGAUGUAAUAAAACAAUAUCCUAAUGCAAAUUAAAUAUCCUUUAGUCUUAUUUUUUUUUUUUUACUCUUAUAAACCAAAAAAAAAACCAAGGUGUCAAGUAGAUUCUGACUCGUAGUGACCUUGUAGAACAGAGUAGAACUGUCCGAUAGUUUCCAAGGAGCACCUGGUGGAUUUGAGAACUGCUGACCUUUUAGUUAGCAGCC